Molecule: messenger RNA, 618 nt
Organism: Meloidogyne enterolobii
Lineage: Eukaryota; Metazoa; Nematoda; Chromadorea; Rhabditida; Meloidogynidae
Source: the annotation of a GenBank genome assembly
UUAAAUUAUUUAAUUAUGGUGGAGAUUCAAAGAAUUUAUGUAUUCCUGGCUAUUUUCACCAUUGUAUAUUUUCUUGAAGCUAUAGGCGGGACUUAUAUGGUAACAGCAGUACAGAAUAUCGAAAGGCAUUUUAGGAUUCCUUCAAAAUUGUCGGGUCUACUCGUCUCAGCACAUGAUAUCUCCUAUGUAUUAACAGUGGUAUUGGUCUCUUAUUACGGCUCUAGGGGCACCAUAGUUAUGGCAGUAGCACACAUAUUGACUGCCUCUUCCAACUAUUUAUUUCGCAGCAAUCCUGCAAAAUUAAACUUGACACAAAUGGAGGUUAGGCUAAAGCCCAAUGCCAGCUUGUUAGAGUCAUCUCCUCUAACUACAAACAUAUCAACUUUGAAAGAAUUUUUUGACUUUGAACCUAUUAGAGACAGAAUAUCCCCUCAUUUACGUGAAGCAUUAAUAUUUGCUACAAUGGAAAAUAGAAAUUAUUCAAAUGAGAAAAGCAUGGUUGAACUGCUAAAACGUCCAAUCUAUGCGGGGGAAAAUAAAAAGAGUGGGGGAGGGUACGCUUUGGAUGAGCCUUUAAUGGGGGAGGUAAAUUUAAAAAUAUGUUUUCAUACCCAUUGA